Molecule: messenger RNA, 2313 nt
Organism: Daldinia caldariorum
Lineage: Eukaryota; Fungi; Ascomycota; Sordariomycetes; Xylariales; Hypoxylaceae
Exons: 3
Coding region: 218-1681 (487 amino acids)
Biological process (GO): regulation of transcription by RNA polymerase II
Molecular function (GO): DNA-binding transcription factor activity, RNA polymerase II-specific; zinc ion binding
Source: RefSeq, a predicted model, not a curated record
AAUGAAUCCAAUCCCGUCCUUGUCUUCUUCAUUGGCACCGACUCUCUCAGUCUUGGAGGUCUGGACGCUACCUUACCUUCAAUUUGGUAUUCCGAGAAGCCCAUUUACUUGAUUGGAAACCUUUCCGACAUCCUUUUCGAUGGCUUCCUUCAUAUAUCCGCAUAGACGUAAAGGAUAUCUCAUUCAUCAACGGUUAUGAUAUUACGGAAUAUAAAUAAUGCCUCCAAGAAGAUCCCAUAAGAAAUCUCGUGCUGGUUGCCGAAGAUGUAAAGCUCGAAAGAUUAAGUGCGACGAAGUUCAUCCUCGGUGUGGAAAUUGUACCAAGCAUGGCGUUGCUUGCGACUUUGAACAUCCAAGUAUCGUCGACACUCUCAGCCCAGUCGAAACACCUCGUCCGACGACAUCCACAAGUAAUUGCGAUAGUCCAUCUACGAAUACUCUUCCACCGACGCCCUCCGUAGAGCCAACCACGCCUGCUCCCAUAUACCGAAACCCAGAACCACUCCCCUUAACGAAUUCCAACAAAAGCAACCGUAUGAUGGAGUUGAAGUUACUACACCAUUAUACCACCAUUACCUGUCAGACCCUUGCCAUAUCGUCGCCAGUGAGUGAGAAGAUAUGGCGGGAUACCGUCCCGAGUCUUGCAUUUACUGGUGCAGAAUUCCUAGCCGACGCGCUACUUGCUGUUUCUGCCCUCCAUCUACGGUCUUAUUCUCCACACGACCAAGAACUUAUACGCGCCAGCCAUUCAUAUAUGGCGGCAACACUUUCGGAAUAUAGCGCAAUGUUGGGGAAGGGUAUUACUGAGUCGAAUGCGGAAGCGCUAUUCCUUACCGCCGCACUCAUCGCAUUUCAGUCGACAGCGUCUCGCAUUUUCACUCGGGAUGAUAGCGGUGAUUUGAAGGGUCGAUCUGAUGGAUAUUCCCUCCCACUGUCUUGGUUUCACUCGUUUCAGGGAAUAAAAGCUGUCGUUGCUUCUAGUUGGCAUUGGUUGCGACAUAGCGGCAUCGUGAUUCCGAUAAUCGAGUCACAGCCCGCGCUCAAUCUUGAUCUGUCAGGCCAAAACGCAAAUUUCUUCGGACAUUUGCUGACUGGAGUAGAAGAAGAAAUCGCUAGCUUGGAUGAUCCCACCACCCAAAGUCUCACACGCCAAGCCUACCAACACGCCGUCGCUGUGCUCGACUGGGCUCAUAAGAUACCUCAUACCGGUGCCCCUCUCGUCUUUCUCGCGACCGUUUCGCGCCGUUUUGUAGAACUGCUUGAAAAACGCCGCCCACGCGCUCUUGCUAUUCUUGCUAGUUAUUUUGGUUUACUAAAAUCUCUCGAUAGCAUUUGGUGGUUGAAGGGUUUAGCGCGGCGCGAAGUCAUGGGAAUCGUUUCGCUAUUUGAUCCGGAUGACGAAGAAUGGUGGCCCCGUCUGCAAUGGCCCGUACGGAUCGCAUUAUACGAAGGGGAUUUCAUACCCCCAGACGUAUGGGGCGCAGAACCGUCCAACGAGAUGACGCUCUUGGACCAAGGUAACCCAAAGGGUGGUUAUGUUAGUCAUAUUGAGCUUGUGAGCCAAAUGUUCUCUACCAUACAGAGCGUGCCCCCGGUGAUACCGGACGAGGCGCUCGAUGCACUCGCUCAUCACACCUUUUUGGCUCAAUCUCCGGAAUUCAACCGGCAGAUGGCGUCCUAGAAUGAUACGAACGUGCCAUAAUGAAGACCCCAGGAGAUAUGCUCGUUCGCUUUGAGCAUCGCUAAUCCGGGCUCGAACAAUUGGGGCAAGACCUCACCUUCUAAAACAUGAUCUGGUUGAGUAGAAUGCUAUUUUGCCUUCUUCAGCUCCCUCAGCAUCGAAUGGAUCGUCACAUAGGAGGCCAAAAUACGUAAUAUUAGAAUUUCCACUCUCGAAGAUACCCGCUUCGGUAUUAUUACCCGACUCUGUUAGAGUAGGUUUCCCCUCCAGGUUUCAAGGCACUGGAGAUGGAAGUGUCUCUGACGUAUAUUACACAAAGCUUUCCAACUUCGGUGCAGAGUGUGUUACAGCGAUGACAGCUUGCAUACACAUAUCGGCAUAAUCCUCCGCCUGUAUGUGUAUAUGGCAGAUGGAUUGAGACAGCAGAGUAGAAGGCUGAGGGGACAUUGACUAACUGUAUUAUACAGUACGUGUAGUUUUAAACUGACUACAGUAUAGGUAGACCUUGUAUUAAAAAGGGAUAGAAAUCACCGCUAUGGAUCGAUAAGCCAGCUCUCCACAUCCAUCACGAAGUGUAUAUACCUAUAUAUUAUACCUUAUGUACUACCUGUGUAAUAAUAAAUUCUAGUUUC